CUCCAAGGGCAACUCUGGUAAAAUGGGGAGAAUCUGAUGGUGCAAUCUCCUUAUUUAAACAACCAACAUGCAAGCGGCCGAGUAACAAGGCCAACUAUCAUUCUUUUCUUAAAACCAUCAAUCUAAUAUUGCUCUAUGCCAUUUAGAGAAGACCAAGACUUCUCCCUUUUUACUCUCUUUCUGUCUGUCUAAGGCAGGAAAAAAAAAAGAAGGAAAAAACUGCCCUUUAAAGCCCAGAGAGACGGACACUAAAAGAAAGGCAGAAACACAAAAGUUUUUUCUUCGUCGCAUUUAGCUGAAGCCUAUCAACUCCAAAGCUUUCUUUAUCUUCAUGGAUUUGAACAACUCAAAGACCAGCUCGCCUUCCUCUUCUAAAAACAAAAGAAAGCAGCAGCAACCUCAGCACCAACAACAGCAACAAGAAACAAAAUUCUUGGGAGUAAGGAGGAGGCCAUGGGGUAGAUACGCAGCAGAGAUAAGAGACCCUUCCACAAAAGAAAGGCAUUGGCUUGGCACGUUUGACACUGCGGAGGAAGCAGCCUUAGCCUAUGACCGUGCCGCUCGCUCCAUGCGUGGGUCCAAGGCUCGAACUAACUUUGUCUAUUCUGAUAUGCCAGCUGGCUCAUCAGUCACAGCCAUCAUCUCCCCUGACGAAUCACAGCAUGAGAUGUCAUCCAUUUUUUCCAUUAAUCCCCCUUUCCACCAACAAAACGACGCUAACCAGAACCAGCUUUACUUCACUCAAGGCCCUUUCAAUGCAUGCCAGUUUUCUUCCGGGUUACCAGCUGGAGACGGGUGGAAGCAAGAGAGUGAUACAGUUGGGUCUUACAGGCCCAUUACUGGUUUCAUGGAUGCAGCAAAUGAUGGUUCUAAACAGUUCAACGAUGACUCUGAGCUGCCACCUUUGCCUCCUGAUGUCUCCUCUCUAUGUUACGGCUCUGGAGUUGAUGGUUCAGACAUGGGUUAUGGAGCUUGGAAUGACACAGGCCUUUUUGGGAUCCCGGAUCAAACUGCAAAUGGGUUUGGCUCAGGAGUCAGUGAACCGUAUUUCGGCCUUAACUCUUACGAGUUCGUGCAGCACAGCCCACUCUUGAGGAGGAUGCCAUCUGUUCCUGAUACGGUAGCUGACGGAUUUGAUUUGGGCUCGUCAUCGGGUUACUUCUUUCAAGUACUGCCCCAAAAUAAACAAAGCGCUACUAAAACUACAUAUUAUCAGGACAAUUGAUUCGUCAGUUUAGUUUUGGGGUCUUGCUGUUAAUGGCUUUCUUAUUUUGAUGUUUUCGGCGGGACAUAAGUAACGGUUUCUUGGGUUGUCGUUGGAUUUGGGUCCAUUUUGGGAAAAUGGCCUGCUUCUAAGUCUGUUUUAUGGUUCAUGUCAUGCCUUUUGGUCAAAAUUGUAGGGGGCGCGAUGAUAGCCCUUCUUUGGAGUGUAAAACUGAG
Durio zibethinus is the source of this 1440-nucleotide messenger RNA. Lineage: Eukaryota; Viridiplantae; Streptophyta; Magnoliopsida; Malvales; Malvaceae. The record is from RefSeq and is a predicted model, not a curated record.